Messenger RNA from Sceloporus undulatus (fence lizard), 3120 nucleotides. Its product is annotated as one cut domain family member 2-like. Gene Ontology annotation, molecular function: RNA polymerase II cis-regulatory region sequence-specific DNA binding; DNA-binding transcription factor activity, RNA polymerase II-specific. NCBI's taxonomy places the organism in Eukaryota, Metazoa, Chordata, Lepidosauria, Squamata, Phrynosomatidae. Gene Ontology annotation, biological process: regulation of transcription by RNA polymerase II. The transcript has a single exon. Bases 427 to 1962 code for a protein of 511 amino acids. The record is from RefSeq and is a predicted model, not a curated record. Gene Ontology annotation, cellular component: nucleus.
AACACCUUCACACACCCGCCCCACCGCAGCCUUCUCUGGAUAGCAUCGCCCUCUCUUUAAAAGGGGGGGGGAAGGAAGGAAGGAAGGAAGGAAGGAAGGAAAGGAGGGAAGGGGAGGGAGGAGGGAAGGGAGGUGGGGAAGGAAAGGAGGGAGGGAGGGAGGUGGGGAAGGGGGAGGAAGGGGCCUCCUGUGUCCCAAAGCCAAGGACCCCCCAAGAGCCGAUCUGCCUCCCUUCCUCCUCCCCCCAAGGAUCCAAAUCCGAGCCGAGGAUCCUCCUCCUGCUGCAGAGAAGCCGAGCUGCCUUCUUCCCUUCCUUCCUUCUUCCCUUCCUUCCUUCCUUCCUUCCUCCCUCCCUCCCUCCCUUCCCAGCCGGGCUCCUUCCCAGCCCCGGCGGGCCUCCCUCCUCUCUCUUUCUCCAUGGACUGAAUGAAGACCUCCUCCUCCUCCUAUCGAUGCCUGACCAAAGAGCCGCCGCCGGAGAGCUGCGCCGCCAUGAACCCUCCGGAGCUGAGCAUGGAGACGCUGGGGCCCUUGCAUGAGGCGGCGGCCGAGCUCCUGGGCCCCAGCCCCAACCACCCGACCUCGGCCGGACGCAGCCGGGUCCCUCCUCCGGGCCCUCCUCCUCCUCCUCCUCCGGAGCUGUCCUCGGCCUCGUCGCGCUCGGCGAUGGUGAGCAGCAUGGCCUCGCUGCUGGAGGGAGCAGGCGAGUACCGCCCGGAGCUCUCCAUCCCGCUGCACCACGCCAUGAGCAUGCCCUGCGACUCCUCGCCGCCCGGGCUGGGCAUGGCCAGCACCUACACCACCCUGACGCCGCUCCAGCCCCUGCCGCCCAUCUCCACCGUCUCCGACAAGUUCCACCACCCGCACGCCCACCACCCGCACCACCACCACCACCACCACCACCCCCAUCAUCCCCACCCGGCCGUGGCCCACCACCCGCACCACCACCCUCACCAUCACCCCCACCCCCACCAGCGCCUCUCGGCCGCCAACGUCAGCGGCAGCUUCACCUUGAUGCGGGACGAUCGCGGGCUGCCGGCCAUGAACAACCUCUACGGGCCUUACAAGGAGAUGGCCGGCAUGGGCCAGAGCCUCUCGCCGCUGGGCAACGGACUGGGCGCCCUCCACCACAACCCUCAGCCCGGAGCGGCAGGGGCGGCCGGAGGGGGCCUCCACAACUACGGCAGCCCCACCGGCGGAGGAGGAGGAGGAGGAGGAGGCGGAGGAGGGGGCUCCGGAGGGUCCGGGGCCCAGGAGAAGAUGCUCGGGGGGCCCUUCGAGGCCCACGGCGCCAUGCAGCACCUGCCCCGGGGCCUGGCCACCCCGCCGGCCCCCAUGAUGGCCCACCUCAACGGCCUGCACCACCCGAGCCACCCGGCGGCAGGGAACGGAGGCGCCGGCCUGGGCCACCCUCAGGGCCACCUGGGCCUGGCCUCGCUCCGCGAGCAGCGCCCGCCUUCCUCCUCCUCCGCCUCGGGACCCGGAGGCCCAGGCGGCGGCGGCGGCGGACCCGGCGGAGGACAGCUGGAGGAGAUCAACACCAAAGAAGUGGCCCAGCGGAUCACGGCCGAGCUGAAGCGCUACAGCAUCCCCCAGGCCAUCUUCGCCCAGCGGGUCCUCUGCCGCUCCCAGGGCACCCUCUCCGACCUCCUGCGGAACCCCAAGCCUUGGAGUAAGCUCAAGUCCGGGCGGGAGACCUUCCGGCGCAUGUGGAAGUGGCUGCAGGAGCCCGAGUUCCAGAGGAUGUCCGCCCUCCGCCUGGCUGGUGAGUCCCGCCACCCCAGGCCGCUCCCCUGCCCUUUCCGCCGUCCCUUCCUUCCCCUUCCCUUCCUGUCUUCCUUCCCUCCCUUGCUCCCUCCUUCCCUCCCUCUCCCCCUUCCUUCUUUCCCUUCCUUCCUUCCUUCCUUCCUUCCUUCCUUCCUUCCUUCCUUUCCUCCCUCCCUCUCUCUCUCUGCCUUGUGACUAUGGAAAGGGACCUUGUAGUAGCACCUUAGAGACCACAAGUGAAGGGAAGAAUCCAAAGAGGCAAGCGUAGUAAUGUGCGGGAUGGGUAUCUAGAGAGAUCUUCAGGACCUUGGAGACCGAGUGAAAGAAAGAAUUCAAUAGCUGGGUGAGUCUGUCGGGUGGGUGUCGAGAGAGAUCUUGUAGGACCUUUGCGACGAAGUGAAAGAAAGAAUUCAGAAACACACAGCUGCGUUGGUCUGUCGGAUCGGUGUCUAGAGAGAUCUUGCAGGACCUUGGCUACCGAAUGAAAGAAAGCAUUCGAUAGCUGUGUCAGUCUGUGGGGUCGGUAUCCAGAGAGAUCUUGCAGGACCUUGGAGACCAAGUGAAAGAAAGAAUUCAAUAGAUGUGUCAGUCUGUCGGAUCGGUGUCUAGAGAGAUCUGGUAGGCCCUUGGAGACUAAUUCAAAGACAUAUAGCUGUGCUGGUCUGCAGGAUAUGGAGAGAGCUUGGACCUUUGAGACUAGAAAUAAAAGAAUUUAAAGAUCGUGGCCCUGUCAGUCUGUAGGAUCCGUACGCAGAGAGAUCUUGUAAAACCACGGAGGCUAAAUGAAGGAAAGAAUCCCAAAGAGAGAGCCCUGUUAGUCUGCAAGAUCACUAGGUAAAGAGAUCUAAUAGGACCGUGGAGGCUAACGGAAAGAAAGUGAAGAAGUCCAAAAGAGAGCCGUGUUCGUCUGUAGGAUCGGUAUCGAGAGAGAGAGAUCUUGUAGAACCUUUGCGGCGAAAUAAAGAAAUAACAGCCUCCCUAGCCGUGUCAGGCUAUAGGAUCGGUGUGUAGAGAGAUCUUAGGACCCCCUGAGACUAACUGAAAGAAAAGAUUCCUAGAGAGAGAGCCCUAUUAUAGUCUGUGGAAUCAAUAUGUAGAGAGAUUUUUGAAAGAAAGAGGUGGGCACCAUGAGCUUUCACACUUUCUCAGAUGGGUUGUGUAUGUGUGUUUGUGUGUUUUUUCUCCUCCAUGGGCCUACCAAAAACCCAUCAUCCGAGGUGGGUCACUCCUCUCAUCCUCCCAAGCAGAGAGAGAGAGACCCUGGUCUUGAGUUUUAGUCCUGUGUGUUUGUGUGGAUCUGGAUUUGUCGGAGGCAUCGGUGCGUGCCUUGCAUCCCUCCCUCUCCCUCCAUAU